AUGGACAAGGUGAAGAGGAUGGCAUCACAAAAUGCAGUGGUGGUGUUUAGCAAGAGCACAUGCCCCAUGAGCCAUGCCAUCCAGACCUUCUUCCAUGAUCUCGGUGUCCAUGCCACUGUGUACGAGGUCGAUGAGCUUCCCAAUGGGAGAGAGAUAGAGAGGGCGUUGGCCAAUUUGGUAGGCCGGGGCCCUCCAAUCCCCGCCACUUUUAUCGGGGGCCAUUUCGUGGGCCCCACUGAUAAGGUUAUGUCUGUUCACCUCAGUGGCAAGCUUGUGCCCAUGCUCAGAAAGGCAGGGGCCCUUUGGGUUUAG
Molecule: messenger RNA, 312 nt
Organism: Amborella trichopoda
Lineage: Eukaryota; Viridiplantae; Streptophyta; Magnoliopsida; Amborellales; Amborellaceae
Source: RefSeq, a predicted model, not a curated record